This is a messenger RNA of Chaetomium globosum CBS 148.51, 1668 nucleotides long. RefSeq lists its product as uncharacterized. The record is from RefSeq and is a predicted model, not a curated record. Gene Ontology annotation, molecular function: asparagine synthase (glutamine-hydrolyzing) activity. Bases 1 to 1668 code for a protein of 555 amino acids. Lineage: Eukaryota; Fungi; Ascomycota; Sordariomycetes; Sordariales; Chaetomiaceae. The transcript has 4 exons.
AUGUGCGGCAUCCACUUCACCCUCUCGCGCACCCCUCCGCCCGUCGACCUCCCACCCGACCUACGCCGCUACCUCCACGCGCGAGGACCGGACCAUUUUGGCCAGGUCGACCGCCUUGUGCGACGUGUCGGCCACGGCGGCGGCGACAGUGUCGGCGAUGGCGCGGUUGAUUGGUUGCUGCGCUUUACCUCUACAGUCCUGGCCCUGCGCGGCGAUCAUGUCGCGCAGCAGCCGCUGGCUGGUGGUGACGGCUCCGGUGGAGGGUCGGUGCUGUGCUGGAAUGGCGAGGCGUGGAGGGUUGGUGGUGGUAAUGGUGGUGAGCGGGUGGUGGGGAAUGAUGGGGAGGUGGUUUUUGCGAGGCUCGCUGCUACUGAUGCUGGGCGGGUGGAUGCUGUGCUGGAUGUUCUCCGCGGCGUUGAGGGGCCGUUUGCGUUUGUUUAUUACGAUGCUGCGGCCGGCAGGGUGUUCUUUGGCCGGGACCGGCUGGGGAGGCGGUCGCUUUUGAUGGCCACGGCGGGUCAGGGCGGGCUAGCGCUGUGCAGUGUUGCUGGCGAGGCUGGGGAGGGGUGGAGAGAGGUUGAGGCUGAUGGGAUAUAUGUGGUGGAUGUGGGCGAAGAUGCGAGCCCGGAACGAUACGAUUGGGUUGUUGGCGAAGAUGCCGCUGAUUUCGUCUCCGGCAUUGGCAGGUUCAACCAAGCGCUACCCACUGGCUGCUGUCAGUUGACGCCCAGUUCACCUUCGGUGGUGGCCCUCAAGGAGCAACUACUUGAGUCGUUGAGGCUGAGAGUCCUCAACAUCCCGCUCCCACCGACACCGAGUACCAACGGCAGGACUCGAGUCGCCGUUUUGUUCUCCGGUGGUCUUGAUUGCACUGUGUUGGCCAGGUUGUGUCACGAUAUACUCGAUGUGGAUCAAGCCAUUGAUCUGCUCAAUGUCGCCUUCGAGAACCCUCGGGUGGUUGCUCAACUUCGAAAGGAGAAUAACGAUCUACCCGACUUUUACGAGGCUUGCCCGGACAGGAUCACUGGAAGGCGGUCGUUUGCAGAGUUGCAAAAAGUCUGUCCUGGGCGAGCCUUCCACUUUGUGGCUGCACACCGCCAGCAAGUCAUUUCCUUGAUCCAUCCUCACAAUACUGAGAUGGAUCUUUCCAUUGCAUACGCACUCUAUUUUGCUUCUCGUGGCCAAGGUUUCUCCACCGAAAUCCCUGGGUCCUCUCCGAUUCCAUAUCGGUCCCCCGCCCGAGUCCUUUUGUCCGGCCUAGGCGCCGACGAGCUCUUUGGCGGAUACUCUCGCCACCCCUCCGCGUUCCAACAGCGGGGCUACCCCGGGUUGAUUGAUGAAUUAUUGCUUGACGUCGGGCGGCUGGGCAAGCGCAACUUGGGCCGGGAUGAUCGAGUUUUGGCCCACUGGGGUAAGGAGGUGAGAUUUCCGUUUCUAGACGAGCGCUUGGUCAGGUGGGCCGUCGAGACCCCGGCCUGGGAGAAGUGCGAUUUUGAGAAUGGUGAGGAUGCCAGCGGUGUUGAAGCCGGGAAGAGAGUACUCCGCCUGUUGGCGCUAGAGCUGGGCAUGGUAAAUACGGCAAAGGAGAAGAAGCGCGCCAUCCAGUUCGGUGCCAGGACAGCCAAGAUGGAAAAUGGCAAGGUUAAAGGCACCACGCUGAUAUCAUGA